AUGUUUAAUUAUAGAACUAAUCGCAAUGAAAUAAUAAAAAAGUCAUCAGAGGCUUAUUACGGAAAAGAAAGAGGAAAAGCCAUGGAAGAAGUAAUGAGUGAAGAUUUUUAUACCGAGCCCGAACAUCAAUUGCUGAGUUAUAUUCCCAGUUAUCAAAAAGAGUUCAGCGAAGAAGAUCAAGUUAGAGUUUUUGUAUUAAUCAACACAAAAUAUAGUAUUCUGAAAGGAUUUAGGGAAUGUAAAAUGAAAAGAGAGUCCCAAGAGGAGUUAAAAAGUUAUCUUUUGAGAUUAGAAUCUUAUAAAGAGGAAGCGAGAGAUAAUUAUCACAAAUAUUGA
Messenger RNA from Funneliformis geosporum, 336 nucleotides. Lineage: Eukaryota; Fungi; Glomeromycota; Glomeromycetes; Glomerales; Glomeraceae. The record is from the annotation of a GenBank genome assembly.